CAACAGCAGCGCGCAGCAGGGACGGCCAAGAGAAAAGUCGAAAAACCGAUACAAAACGGCGAGCAGAAGGUGAAAAAAGCGACACCAGCCCAAAGUUUCCAGCGACGGCAACCAGCAGAAUGACGCUGCCGAGCAGUGCCAGGGUGUACGCGGAUGUAAAUUCGCAUAAACCACGUGAAUAUUGGGACUACGAGAACUACAUCGUCGAUUGGGUAAACCAGGAUGACUACCAGCUAGUGCGGAAACUGGGCCGGGGCAAGUAUAGCGAGGUGUUCGAGGCGAUCAAAAUGACGAGCAACGAGAAGUGCGUGGUGAAAAUUCUGAAGCCGGUCAAGAAGAAAAAGAUCAAACGCGAAAUCAAGAUCCUCGAGAAUCUCCGGGGCGGUACCAACAUCAUCACGCUGCUGGCGGUGGUGAAGGAUCCGGUCUCCCGCACGCCGGCACUCAUCUUCGAGCAUGUGAACAAUACCGACUUCAAGCAGCUCUACCAAACGCUCAGCGAUUACGACAUCCGGUACUAUUUGUACGAGCUGCUGAAGGCGCUCGACUACUGCCACAGCCUGGGCAUCAUGCACCGUGACGUGAAGCCACACAACGUGAUGAUCGACCACGAGAAUCGCAAGCUGCGUCUGAUCGACUGGGGCCUGGCCGAGUUCUACCAUCCGGGCCAGGAGUACAACGUGCGGGUCGCGAGCCGCUACUUCAAGGGUCCGGAGCUGCUGGUCGACUACCAGAUGUACGACUAUUCGCUCGAUAUGUGGUCACUCGGCUGCAUGCUCGCGUCGAUGAUCUUCCGCAAGGAGCCGUUCUUCCACGGACACGACAACUAUGAUCAGCUCGUGCGCAUCGCGAAGGUGCUCGGUACCGAGGACCUGUUCGCGUAUCUGGACAAAUACAAUAUCGAGCUAGAUCCGCGCUUCAACGACAUCCUGUCGCGUCACUCGCGCAAGCGAUGGGAACGUUUCGUUCACUCGGAGAACCAGCACCUGGUGUCGCCAGAAGGGCUCGACUUUCUCGACAAGCUGCUGCGCUACGAUCACUUCGAGCGUUUGACCGCGCGGGAGGCCAUGGAGCAUCCGUACUUUGCCAUCAUCGUCAACGGGCAGAUGCCGCCACCGCCGACCUCGUCCACCAAGGGCGGCACCAACUAAAUAAGCGCCCUGCCCUCCCCCGUCAUGUCCGUCUGCAGUGUUGCGCCCUUCCGUCACAGCGC
Messenger RNA from Anopheles marshallii, 1213 nucleotides. It is a transcript of the gene CkIIalpha, whose product is annotated as casein kinase II subunit alpha. Lineage: Eukaryota; Metazoa; Arthropoda; Insecta; Diptera; Culicidae. Gene Ontology annotation, biological process: protein phosphorylation. Gene Ontology annotation, cellular component: cytosol; nucleus; protein kinase CK2 complex. The transcript has a single exon. Gene Ontology annotation, molecular function: ATP binding; protein serine/threonine kinase activity. The record is from RefSeq and is a predicted model, not a curated record. The coding region runs from base 120 to 1151 and encodes 343 amino acids.